UAGCGACUAGCGACUUACUAAAGUAGGCUAUGCUAAUCAGUAUAUUCAGUAACAACUAACAAGUUACAAGUAACUAGCAAAGUAACUAGUUCAACAUUUUUAAAAAUUAUUAUAAUUUGUUUCCAACCGUUACCGCGUACGCACAAGAAAGCAGCACUGCAGUACUUCUCACAGGCUCCAUUGACCAUUCUCUUUUUCGGUUAGCCUCUAUUAGUCUGUGAUCGAAGCAGAAGACGAUAUCUCAGAUCAUCGAAAAUUAUACAGCACAAUUCGUUUCUUAUUCUAAUAACUGUUUUUUACCCACUAUCGCUUUCACUCGAAUUCACAAUCACAUCCUUUCUGCUGAAAUAAUCGUAGUUCUACAAAGUGCCAAUAAAACAUGGCUCCUUCUGCGAACUCGGAAGAUGCUCUUGCAAAAACAUUUGACUCGUGUGUUGCUGAUACAAUAAUCAAAAUCGGAGGAGGAAUGGCCACUGGUGUGCUGUUCUCAUUGUUUUUGUUUAAGCGGAAAUCAUGGCCUGUUGUUUUUGGAGUUGGAGUUGGAGCAGGAAUGGGUGCUUCUAACUGCCAAUACAAGUUUAAUGUCCCUUUUAUGGUUAAGGCUGAUCAAAUCAAGGUUAUGGGGACAACAGCUAAUGUAAAGGAUUCAUCUUCUGAAAUUCUUGUUUAAUUUUCUCACAGAUUUAUUGAUUAGUUUCAUCAUGGAAAUACAUGGUGUUGUAGUUCCUGAUUUAACCUGUAUUAAUGUAAUGUGAUUAGAAAUGCAAUUAGUAAGGAAAAUGUGUUGUGGCAAAAGUGGUAAAAGGAAAAGAUUCAAUACAAUACAUUUGUAAUAUUA
This is a messenger RNA of Daphnia pulex (common water flea), 838 nucleotides long. Its product is annotated as MICOS complex subunit Mic10-like. Gene Ontology annotation, cellular component: mitochondrial inner membrane; mitochondrion; MICOS complex. NCBI's taxonomy places the organism in Eukaryota, Metazoa, Arthropoda, Branchiopoda, Diplostraca, Daphniidae. The record is from RefSeq and is a predicted model, not a curated record. The transcript is spliced from 5 exons. The coding region runs from base 380 to 670 and encodes 96 amino acids.